AGCUUUAAAAGCGCGUGUCAUCUCGACUCCGCCGUCCAAAACGCAACUCCUCGGGAAAUAUAGCCUACAGACUGAGAGGAACAUCGGGAGCGGAGAGUCACGACCGAGUGGAGGAAGAACACGAGAAGAAAAAAAAAGACAAGACCACUUGAAGCGUGUACUGAACUGGGUGGAGAUAUUUUCAGAAGUUGAAGUUUCUAGUGACUGGCUUUGGCUUGGCACCACCGCUCUGACCUGCAUUUAGAUUUGGUGCGACAUCCGAUCUCUUGACGGGGCGUCCCAUAAUCUUCCACCAGAGCCUUGUGCGCACCCCGUCCACCACUCAGCCACCAUCUCCCCGAGCAGGUCGGUCACUUUUUUGGGGGGAGCUUCGGUUUAAAACAUCAGUGAGCCGUGAGAUGACACUGUCUGGCGGCAGCGACAGAGCCAGCGACAUGUCCGGCCGGACAGUGCUCUGUGCCGAGGACGUUGACAUCGACGUGGUGGGAGAAGGGGACGACGAGGGCGCGGAGCGCAUGGACAGUGACUGCGACAGCUCGGGUGACGGGAUCACGCACGACCUCCGAGGUGGAGGUGGAGACGACGAGGAGAUCGACGAGGAGAUCGAGGUUGAGAAGGAGGCGGAGGAGGAGGAGGAUGAGAUGAUGCGCUCCGGCGGGGGGAGUCCGUGCUGCGAGAGCUCCGGAGAGGGAGAGACGGCCACCGUGAAGGGAGAGGGCGCCGAGCAGAACGGAGGAGCCUCGGGAGGCACCGCACAGAAGCCCAAGAACAGCCUGGUGAAACCUCCGUACUCCUACAUCGCUCUCAUCACCAUGGCCAUCCUGCAGAGUCCUCAGAAGAAACUCACCCUCAGCGGGAUCUGUGAGUUCAUCAGCAACCGCUUCCCUUACUACCGAGAGAAGUUCCCCGCCUGGCAGAACUCCAUCCGUCACAACUUAUCACUCAACGACUGUUUUGUCAAGAUCCCCCGUGAGCCCGGGAACCCCGGGAAGGGCAAUUACUGGACCCUGGACCCACAGUCGGAAGACAUGUUUGAUAACGGCAGUUUCCUCCGGAGAAGGAAAAGGUUCAAGAGGCAUCAGCCAGACAUACUUAGGGACCAGACGGCGCUCAUGAUGCAAAGUUUUGGGGCGUACAGCAUCGGCAACCCGUACGGUCGGCACUACGGAAUCCACCCCGCAUAUUCACACCACGCCGCCCUCCAAUACCCCUACAUGCCCCCAGUCGGCCCAAUGCUGCCCCCGACCGUCCCGCUGCUGUCCUCAGCGGAGCUCAACAGGAAGGCGUUUAACUCGCAACUCAGCCCGAGUCUCCAAAUGCAGCUCAACAGCCUGAGCACAGCGUCCAUGAUUAAGUCCGAGCCGACGAGUAGACCGUCCUUCAGCAUAGAGAACAUCAUCGGCGUGUCCAGCACUUCGUCGUCGAGCGUGGCACAGACUUUUCUUCGACCCCCUGUCACCGUUCAGUCGGCUCUGCUGAGCGCCCAGUCGCUCUCCCUCACGCGGUCAGGUAUGGGGCCCAUCCUCAGCGUGCCGUCCAACCUACUCUCGGGACAGUUUUUACCCUCAGCCGCAGCGGUGUCCAAGUGGCCCUCUCAGUGACUUUAGAUGACACUCUUUAUUUUUUAUACAAAGACUACAGAAUUGUUUUGGGACGAAACAUGAGUGAAAAAGACAGCACUGGACUUUAAAGCCACGUAAAUACAAAGGAAAAGGAAAUAUUUAUGUACAGGUAAUAAUUGUAAAUAUUUGUAAAACAAAAAAAAAGGAUUUUACAAGUGGGUAUUUUAUCUGUUUCUUUUCGAAAUGCUCCAUCUGGGCGUUUAGUGAUAUCAUUGUUUCGUUUUUUUUUGUAUGGGGGACAAAUUAUAAUUGGACUAAAUAAUCAAGUUGUGCUUCCUUUAAGAAAACAAACGAGCUGAAAAGCAGAAUGUUUUUAAAUACAAAUGUAGGGUAAUUCUAUGUAGCUAUACUGUGUUGUAAAUUUGAUUCAUUUGUAAAUAAAUAAGAGAAUUGACAUCUAUUUUC
Molecule: messenger RNA, 2027 nt
Organism: Gadus chalcogrammus (walleye pollock)
Lineage: Eukaryota; Metazoa; Chordata; Actinopteri; Gadiformes; Gadidae
Gene: foxd3
Product: forkhead box D3
Exons: 1
Coding region: 399-1601 (400 amino acids)
Biological process (GO): cell differentiation; anatomical structure morphogenesis; regulation of transcription by RNA polymerase II
Molecular function (GO): DNA-binding transcription factor activity, RNA polymerase II-specific; RNA polymerase II cis-regulatory region sequence-specific DNA binding
Source: RefSeq, a predicted model, not a curated record